AUGCAGCUUCCUGUCAGCGGACCUCCGCAUGCCGGAACUCCGGCCACCGUCUACCAUGGACCCCCGCCGAACGUCAUGGUACAACCGGGUGGUCCGACUCCGCCGAUGCUGUCCGCUCCGGUGCAGACGCCCCCGCAUCUGUCGCAUCAGGGACCGCCUCAUCCUCACGUGACGAUGCACAUGCCCUUGGAACACGUUGUUAGAUGCGACGUGUAUGUGGAUAUCCUCUUGCCUCCGACGGUAAGCCUAGCUGUCAUUUCUUUGCAGCAGGUGGCGGAAAGAAUCCUGGUCUCUUGCCUGAAUAUGACUGUCGUCUAUGCUCUUAAAAAUCUGUUGUGUGACAGCGAUAAAACCGAUUUCUAUGACUGGUUGCGUCGGUUGUUGGCGCUUUGUCCCGUCGUGGUGUCACAAUUAGUACAGGCUCGAGAGCUGCUCAUAGUCGUCUCUGCAGUCAAUCGGAGCUACAGGCCGAGCAGAAGAUCUUGGCUGGAGGGAUAA
Soboliphyme baturini is the source of this 498-nucleotide messenger RNA. Lineage: Eukaryota; Metazoa; Nematoda; Enoplea; Dioctophymatida; Soboliphymatidae. The record is from the annotation of a GenBank genome assembly.